Astrephomene gubernaculifera is the source of this 6134-nucleotide messenger RNA. The record is from the annotation of a GenBank genome assembly. Lineage: Eukaryota; Viridiplantae; Chlorophyta; Chlorophyceae; Chlamydomonadales; Astrephomenaceae.
GUGCGGCCACGAACUUCCGGCUGCUGCCCAGCGGCGCGGGGAGCUGGUGGGCGGUGGCGCAUGGGCGCAUGGUGUUCCUGCUGGUUCCCCCCAGCGAGUCCUCCGUGGCGCUCUUUGCCUCCUGGAUCUCCAGCGGCGCACGCGACCGGGGUCUGCCGCUGCUGGAGCCCUGGCUGCAGCCGCCGCCUCGCACCAGCCCGCACCGAGCACACACCAGCCCACCACCACCACCACCACCACCACAGCAGCAGCAGCAGCACCCGCAGCAGCACCCCGGGCACCCGCCACCACCCGUCGUAGCGCCAGGCCAAGAGCAUGCCGUGUCCCCGCCCGCACCUGCACCCGUAUCGGCAGGUGGGGCAGGACCGGGUGUGUUCCAGUAUCCAGCAGCUGCAGUCGCUGCAGGUGGUGGUGGGGCGGGUGCGGGUGCUGCUGCUGCUACUGGCCCUACCGCUUCGUCCUCGCCGCGGGGGCUACAACCCGCCCAGCCCCCACAGCCACCCCAGCAGCCACUGAAUGCACACCGGCCGCCCGACGCCCUGGCCUCCUCUGGUCCCGGUCCCCCGGUAGGCCCACUUCCACCACCCACAUCCGCAACCCCACACCCGCACCCGCCGCCCCCCUCCUUCGCGCUGCCGCCGCCGCCACCUCCCCCACCGCCUUCGCCCUCGCCGGGUCUGCCCCGCGUGAUACGGCUGGAGGUGGCAGCGGGGGAGAUGGCGGUGCUGCCCGCGGGCUGGCCGUUUGCGGUGGUUGCAGCGGCGGACAGCGCAGCGGUGUGCGGGCAGCUGCUGAGCUGCCACGGGCUGUGCGCGGCGCUGCGCAGCUGGGAGGUGGAGGAGCUGCUGGGGGUGAAGCAGCGGGCGCGGUUCCCGCUGUUCAAGCAUGUGAUGUGGCAUGCGGCGCUGUCGUACGGGCGGACGCUGAGGGCGGCGGCAGGCCUGCCGCUGCUCAAGCGGCAGCGGGCAGCCAACUCCCGCGACCGAGGCGGCAUCACGGGCGGCCCGGCAGCCACCAUGACCACCUCCCACAACGCCUACGGAGGGGCAGGGGUGGGGCUCUCCUUCGGCGGACCUGCGGGCGGAGCCGCGCGGAGGCUGCCCCAACCGCAGCCGCAGGACAGCAUCAACAACGGCCCCGCGCUCAGCGGCCAGGGAACGGCCGCCGCGGCGGUAGCGGCGGCUGCGGCGGCGGCGCCGGGUCUGAGCGGUCGUGGCGGCGGCAGGGCCGCGAUCCCCGGCGGCGCGGCGGCGGCACCAGCAGGGCCCAGCAGGAGCGGCGCCGGCGCUGGUGCCGGCGGUGGUGGGGUGCUGGUCACCGGUCGGAAGCGCACAUUUGAAGACCAGCAUGCGAGCUCAGCGCGACGGCCAAGCGGAGGAGGAGUCGCAGCCGCCACCACCGCUACAGGAGGCGGCAACGCCCCGCCCGCUCGUAGCUCCGGUGGGGCGGCUCGCGGCGCCUCCCCGCAAUCUCCUCCGCCCGCUGCUAGCGGCGGCGGCGGCAAGCGGCUGCGAGGGGCGGCAGGAGCGGCCAUCCGCAUGUUUAAUGAGCUGGCAGAGGAGGAGGAGGACGACCUUGCAACCGCGACAUCCCCGGGGGAGCGCCUAGGUGGUAGACACCGCGGCGGCGGCGCAGGAGCAGCAGCGGCGGCUGUGUUCCCGGGCGCCGCCGCCGCCGCUGCAGCAGUGGGCUCCUCCCGUCGGCUGCCGCCCCGGGCGGCUUCGCAGCGGCUGGCGCGGCACCGGGGGGCUGACACGGAGGCUCAUGAUGAUGCUGAGGAGGGCUAUGAGGCGGAGGAGGGGGGGCGGCGGAACAGGCCGCAGCGGCGGGCAGCGGCGCAAGGCCGCAACUGGCAGCAAUUGCUGGCGGAGGCGGAGGACGAGGCGGCGGAGGGCGGCGGCGAACGAGGCGAUGACGUGAGUCCUAUGGCGGAGGGAGCUGGCUCCGGCGACGCAGCGUCGCCGCGCCAGGCACGUCGCGACGGCGGCGGCGGCGGACCGCGCGGUCGCGGCGGCCGCCGCCGCCGUGCCGACUCGGACGACGUCGACUACGAGUGCGAAGGCAGCGAGGGUGAGUCGUACGGCAGUGACGGCGCGCUGCCGGAGACGCCCCGUGGCGCAGUGGACAUGAGCGACGGCGGCAGCGAGGGCAGCACGCCUGCCGUACCAGUUGGCGGCGGCGGCGGAAGCCGUAGACGUGACCGUAAGGCCCGUGCGAAUCGGGGCAAGGGAGCUAAUCCACAGGGGCGGACGGGGGCACGCAGGGGCGCGCGCCGGGCCUCUCCGUCCUUGGAUUUCGGCGUGGUCAGCAGCCGCCUAGCCGCUGCUGCACCGGCGGCGGCGGAGAACUGGGACAUCUCGCCUGACAACGAACGGGAGGAGCUUGGCCAGCAAAAUCAUGCUGACGUACAGCGGCGGCCUCGGCGCCGUACGGCAGGGCAGAUCCUCCGCGACGGUCUGGGGCUGUCCGAUGACGGCGGCGGCGGCGCUGGCGGCGGCAGAGGCCGGCGGUCGACGCGGCGUCGUUCCCGUGUGUACGACGACACAGACGAUGACAUGUUUGCGGACGACGCCAUGAGCGGCGGCAGCCACGGUGGUGGGGCUGUGGCGGCAGGCCGCCGCCGCGGCAGCGGCGGCGGUGACGGCGGCGGCGGUAGCACAGGCAGCGCCGGCAGCGGCCACGGCCAGUCGCAUGGAGGGCAAGCAGCCUUAGGUGUCGGAGCGGAGCAGCAUUUGGAGGACUCGUCGUCCUCCGGAGGGGCGGACCGGCGGCAGUUGGGUCAGCAGCGGCGCAGGCUGCAGCAGCGUCAGGGGCAGCAGGCAGCGGACGUGGCGGGACGGGCUGACGGCAGUACAGACGGGUCUGACGGUGGCAAUGGCGGUGGUGGUGAUGGUGGUGCACGUCGCAGAGCACCGGGCUCCACGCCCCGGCGGCGCUUGCGGCUGGGCCCUCGGAGAGCUGUGCUUGAGGAUGAAGCGACUGAUGAGGGCGCACAACAGGCGGCGGCGGGGUUAGCACGCACGGGCCCGCAUGCCGCCGCAACGGCGGCGGCGGUGCCGAUGAAGAUCAAGCUGCCGUUGCAUGGUCGCGGCCCGACGGCGGCGGCGCCGCCUCCGCCGCCACCUCGGCAGGAGCUCGAGACUUCUGCCUUGCCGCCGCUGCCAUCGCCACUCGGGCUGCUGCACGGCAGCGGCACCCGCGCGCCGCAUGCUGAGCCGGCCCACGGCCCCGCAGUCGCGGCCGGCGGCACGGGCGCCGGCGGUGAUGGCGGGCCCGGGGGUGCAGCCGGCGGUGCAGUGCCGGAGCCGGGUGCGGCGGCGUUGACGAAGGUGCGGUUGAAGCUCCCGGGGGGGCACGGCACGGGGGGGCCGGCGGGAGGGGCGCCUGCUGCGGGCUCCUUGCCACAACCUUCCCCUGCCACAACCGCCGCAACCGCUGCUGCGCAUGGCAUGCCAGAUGCCAUGGCCGGUGCUGACGGCUGCGGCGGCGACGGCGGGAAUGCCGGCGGCAACAUGGGCGGUCGCAUUCCCCAGAUGGACGGUGCAGCCGACGUAGAAGAGGACGACGAUUAUGACGACUUUGGGGACGAUGCGACAGCCGCCGCUGCCGUCGCCGCUGCUCCCCAUGCGGCUGCUCCCCAGCAUCCGCUGCUCCUGCUGCCGCAUCACAUGAACCCCUGCUUCACAGCCUUGCAUGCGUUGACGGCAAACGGAGUCCCCCAUGCGGGCGCAACAGCACCACCUCCCCACCCAGCCUUGGUGACCCCAGGCGCCGCAGAGGCCAUGGAGGUUGAUUCGCCGCAGGGGGCGCUGGUGGCGGCCCACGACGCUUCUGCAGCAGCUGCAGCGGCCCCGUUGCUGCACCACCCGCCUUGCCUCCCAGCUGCGGCUCAGCGAGCAGCAGCGCAUCCGCUGCAAGGACAACUACAGCACCACCAACAGGCGCCGUCGUUGCAGCAGCAGCAACAUCAUGAGCAUCCGUCUCCGCUUGCUCAGCUCUUAUUGCCGCAAGGGCUGCUGCCGGUGGCUCCUCAGAUGCCCCCCGGCCAUCUGAGUAUCCUCCGAACACUGCCCUCCAGCGGCGGGGGGGACUCGCUUUCCUCGCCCGUCCAGCCCUUGCAACUGCCGCCGCAGCACCAUCAAACAACUACCAGAGCCGGAGGACUGAACGAACCCCACGUCUUCACAGCGCCGCCGCCUCCGCACCGCCACCACGUAUCCGGGGCGCUCGCGAGCCCCGGUGCUACCUCGCCGAUCGCCGCAGCCACGCCAAUGCUCGCGGCAAGUACUGCGCCAACGGCAGCGGAAACGCCAGCAGCAGCAGCAGCGUCCGAAGUGCCGGCUGCUACAUCGCCGCCUGCUGCUGCCCAUGCUGUUGUGAACACCCCAGGUGUUGUUCCUCUAGGCAUGGGCGCCGCCGCCGCCACCGCUGCCGGCACGCCCCUUCCAACGCUGCUUCCCCCUUCUCACGCAGCCGCUCCCGUCGUCGGCCUACUUCACGCUUCUCACCCGCCAUCCCUCGUCGCCUCCGCCGCCAGCCCAACGGGAGCAGCUCCCAGCGCCACCUUCCCGCCACCCACCGCAACGCCGCCUGCACUCCCCUCAGCUGCUGCCGCCGCCGCUGCCGGCCCCUCCACAAGCACCGCCCUCGCCAAGCCACACCCCUCGCACACCCCCGCCUCCGCCGCCGCCGCCUCCCUGGCUCGUCUGUCCGCAUGGGAAUUGCGGGACGUGCCGCUGCUGGUGGCGGCGCUGCGUCGAGGCCUGACGGAGAGCCCCUUCCAUGACGACGUGCCGUACACCAUACGAGAUCCGGAGCAUGUUUUGGAGCAGUUGGAGGAGGCGUUGGUGGUGUUGGGUCACCCCGCGUAUGCCGCACCAGCGGCGCUACCAGCGACUGCGGGCGCCGCCGCUACAGCGGCGACUGCGGGUCUGCAUGGCGGCGGCGCCGCAACCGCCACCGACGGCGCCGCUGUUGGCCAUGCAGCCGCACCUGAAGCUGUCGCCGGCGGUACGUUGCCCGGCGGCGCCAGGGGUUCCAUGCCGGUGUCGACGGGUGGUGCUCCGCUGCCGCCAGCAGCAGCAGCGCCGCCCACUCCCCCCGCAGCAGCUGCGGCGGCAAGCAGCCUGGCCAGCGGCACCGGCGGCUCGCUCAUGGGCCCGCCGCCGCCUACCGCCGCCGGUGCUGCGUCGUCUCGCGGCCUCGGGGGCAACCCCGCAGCGGCAGUCGGCAGGACACCUCCACCAUCUUCCAUGCCGCCGCUGCCGCCGCCGCCGCCUCACGCACAGCUUCCCGCCGUGCAGGCUCAGCUGUUGCACGCGUUGCAGGCCCUGCCGCCGCCGCCUCCCGUCUUCACGGUUCGCUUCGCAACGGACGCGGAGCUCCCUCCUGCCUGGCGGCGCUUACGUGACCGUCUGGCGGCGCAGCGGGCGCAUUCUCCAGGUCCUGGCAGCACGGCGGUGGGAACCACUCGAGACGGGGAUACGGCGGAGCAGACUGCGGAGACGGACCCGGCCAAUGCAAGUGUGGGAGUGGGGGCGGUGCAUGCGGUUGUGGGGUCGGGGAUGCACCCCCCCAGAAGCACUGGGCGGGCACCAGGGCGGCUGAGUAAGAAGGUUGCGAAGUUGAAGAAGGGGCUGGGGCUGUGAUCGUGAUGUGGGAGGAGGCGUUGGUAGCGUUCAGUGGUGGUAGCUGGCUGGCCAGGAAGAGCGACACGAGCACCAGGAUUGGGGCUGAAAGGGUUGUGGAGGCGUUGCUUGUGUGGUUAUGUGGAAUACUGGAUUGAUGAGGUUGGAAAGGAGGUCGAGAGCUCAAUGGUUUCGUUGCAGGCAAACAAAUGUAUAUCUGACAGAUGGUCGCUUGGUUGCAUGCAUGUCAGAUAAGAGAUAUAGGGUGUUAGCUAAUAGGUACAACGUAUGCCAUGUAAACUGGUUAGAAAUAUAGUUGAUCAGGCAACUGCAGGAACUGUUCACUGUGUGCUGUGGACCGCUGCGCUUCUUAUCUGCCGUCUGACCUGACCCCAUUGCUGUGAGGCAUACGCCAUACCGUAGCUGUGUGCGUGCCGCGCGUAGGCAUGCUCCUGCCAUCUGGUAUUAAGGCAACUCGAGCUAUGAGGCAAUUGAGCGGAAAGGCCG